This is a messenger RNA of Polyodon spathula (Mississippi paddlefish), 3650 nucleotides long. Its product is annotated as protein mono-ADP-ribosyltransferase PARP12-like. The transcript has 12 exons. The record is from RefSeq and is a predicted model, not a curated record. Lineage: Eukaryota; Metazoa; Chordata; Actinopteri; Acipenseriformes; Polyodontidae. Bases 446 to 2506 code for a protein of 686 amino acids. Gene Ontology annotation, molecular function: NAD+ poly-ADP-ribosyltransferase activity; metal ion binding.
UCAAGUAGAUUUAUUAGGUAAAUGAUACCUUGCGACCGAAUCUAUAGCGCUCAAAUACAAAAACAUCUGAAUGAUACAAAAGAUCUUGGCGAUCUCUCAAUACUUUUUCCCUACGAAAAGUUAAUCUAAUCAAAAUUGCUCCUUGAUCUAUGGGAUCUAUAGGCGUUGCCAUUUUAGAGGGGUGUGUCGAGUGUUUUCAUUUGGGUAGAAGUACGAGUUUUUAUACACAGAUCCGGCUAACUAAAUUAGCCUGCGCUGGAGCAGGUUUAAGAUUAAGGAUGUGUUGCUAUGGUAACUUAGUCGGUUAGACUUUAAGGUUGCUUCGAGGAACGGAAAAAGCCAGACUUUUGUCAAGUUAUCCAGUUUUAGUUUCGUUUCCUCCGAAGUACAGCUGGCUGGUGAAUCACUCAUACAAACAGAGCGACGCAAGAGUAGCACUGACACCAUGUCUGAAGACAACAUUACCUUCUUCACCACCAGGGAAAUUUGCUCCAAUGGAGGGUCUUUGCAGUACAAACAACUUCAAAACAUUUUCAGACGUCUCAACAUUCCAGACAAGUUUUUCUGUGAGAUCUUGAAGAACUGCAGCAGGUUUGUUAUAGUUCAGGGUAGCGAGGAUAAGAUCCCCGGGUGUGGGGUCAGCCCCGACAGCACAGUGAUAGCUAAAACCUCCGUGCGGCUUUGCAAGGUCUACCCCAAAGACUGUGGUGACUGUGAGGGGCUUCAUCUCUGUAAGGAUUUUGUUCAGGGCAUCUGCAAGAAAAGCAGAUGCGGAUAUUCACAUGACCUUCGCUCAGGUCACAACAAUCAGGUGCUGAAAGCCAAUCAGCUUCUGGGUCUGGAGAAGGCGGAGCUAUUCCUGUUACUGACUCAGAAUGACCCCUCCCUUCUGCCCGAGUUCCCGGUGUGUGCCCAUUACAAUAAGGGCAGUGGAGAGUAUGGGAGCUGCACCUUCAAAACAAGCUGCAAGAAACUCCACAUGUGCCAGCACUUCCUGCAAGGGGACUGCAAAUUCAUGAGCAGCUGCAAGAGGUCCCACAAGAUCACUGCACAUGCCGAGGGGAUCCUGCUGCGCCGGGGGCUUAGCGAUGACUUUAUCUACCAGCUGCCAUCAAUAUACAUCAACAGCAACAACAUUAACAACUGCAGAGCCAGCUGCAGAGAAGAGGCUGCACAGGGAGUUGCAGAAUCUUCCACCAGCGCCAACGGUGACAUGGACACCAAGGAAAUCUGUCUCUUUCACCUCAGAAACAACUGCGGGUUUAAAGACAAGUGUCUCCGAGUUCACUUCCAUCUGCCAUACAAGUGGGAGGUGUUGAAUGGGACAACCUGGACAGACCUCCCAGACAUGGAGGAGAUUGAAAAGGCUUUCUGUAACCCAGCAAACACAACCAGCACUGGAUCUCUGGCGGUAGAUUUCCUGACAAUGCAGUGCGGAUCGGUGAGUGUGCGCCGGCUUUCCACUGUCUCCUCCGUCACCAAACCUACUCACUUCAUCCUGACCACGGAGUGGGCCUGGUACUGGAGGAAUGAGCACGGCAAAUGGGUUGAAUACGGCAAUCAAAUGAGCACUCUCAAUGCCUCAUGCAUCUCCUCCGAGGCCCUGGAGAAGGCAUUCCUGGCUGAUGGCAGCGGUGUGCUAGCAUUCAGCGUAGAGCAACACCAGUACAUCGUGAACUUUAAAGACAUGUGCCAGCAGAACUGCAAGUAUCAAACCCAGAGAGAGGUGCGGAGGAGACCUAGGUUUGUUUCUGCCCAAGACAUGGAGAGCAAGAUAAAGAGUGAGUCCUCAGGGGCUAAAGUGACUCCGAGACACUGGGACCAGUCUGCUCUGCCUGCGAUUGGAUUCCAGAGGGUUCCACUUUCCCCUGAUAAGGAAGAAUUCAGGCAGGUGCAAGGCAGCUUCCAGCGGACCCUGCCUAGCGUCACCAUUGAGAAAAUCGAAAGGAUUCAAAACCCGUCUCUGUGGGAGGUGUUCCAGUGGCAGAAGGAGCAGAUGAAGAUGAGGAGUGGUGGGAGCAGCGUGGACGAGCGCUUCCUGUUCCACGGCACAGACAAGGCCAUUGUGGACACCAUCUGCGACGAGAACUUUGACUGGAGAAUCUGCGGGGUACAUGGUACUUUGUAUGGGAAUGGCAGCUACUUCGCACGGGACGCCAAGUAUUCUCACAACUACACCGGCUCCUCCUCUUCCAGAACCAUGUUUGUGACCCGGGUUCUUGUGGGUGACUUUGUACAAGGACACCCCGAAUACCUGCGCCCUCCCUCCAGAGACGGCACCACUUCCAGCUUCUACGAUAGUUGUGUCGACUCCCCCCACGACCCCUCCAUCUUCGUGGUGUUUGAGAAGCACCAGCUGUACCCCGAGUAUCUCAUACAGUACAGGCUAGGAAGCAAUCAGAGUGCACAGAACCAGCGGGCAUUCAUUACCCCUGCACCUAAACCACAGCCACCCCUGCCCCCACCUGCCUCGAAAUCGCAGGAGUCGCAGUGCACCAUCCUGUAGGCAACGCACCACUUACCAUCACAAACUUCAACAACGUCCUCCUGUGUAUUAGCUAAAAAACGGCAAAUUAAAUUACUGUUAGGGGUUCUGUUUAGUAGAGCUGCAGAAACUGAUUAUUUGAUUAUCCGGAACAAGCUGUCUGCAAGGUAGGGUCAUUAGUGUUGAUUGGGUCAAUUUAUCGUUCCAAGUAAAACAAGUGAAUAAACAGCUGCUUGGGUUUGUAUGGAUCGCUCUUCUCCACAGAGUCUAAGAAAAGCAGCAAGCAUCACACAUCGAAGCAGCUGUGUCUUCAGUUGUUUCACUCUGAAUGGUAAAUCAUCCCAAUCAACCCUCGCCAUAUUGUCAGGACCUGAUUUCUAUGGAGAGCUCAGUCCAAGUAAUGGAAUAAUCAGUUUAUUGAGCUUUUGAAGUAGCUUUAAAUGCCUUUUUUUCAACUUUCACUUAACAUUAUAGUAGUUUUGAGUUCUGUUUCUGUUCCAGUCAUUAUCUGUGCCUGUAUAAUCCUAGUUGGAGGCCCCUUUUGAGUCCUCUGUAUUCCAAAGAAAUCACAGACCAGGCUUGCACACACACUAUUGCUUUUGAGAGUCAGAGUAGUUUGUCCUGGCAAGUUAGAAUACUGGGCAGAGCAGCUACUGGUCGAAAUUAUUGCAUUGCCACCUAAUUAUUGUACGAUUUUCAACAGGGGCAGGUUAAUUUCUACUACUCGCAACACCCUUCCUACACCUGCUUAUGAGUGAUUCAAUUGAAAUGACAAUUGAUUUUCAGGUUCAUUAACAAGCCGGUUAGUCACAUUUCAGUAGUCUGGACUCCCAUUUAACUUUAAAACAGCGAGGCAGCGCACAUGUAGUUGUAACAAAGAAAAAAAAGGAUAAAGGAAAAAAUAAAAUAAAAAUAAAUUCUUAGCCACCCAAGUUGAGCCUUUUCUCGAUGAGAUUUUAGCAAAUCAAAUUACUAUUUUCAGCAAAAGGUCCGGAAUCGCUGCUAAAUUUAAAAUGUGGAAGGAUAUGACCAAAAAAAAUGAAUGCUACCUCUUCCAUAAAAAGGUCAAAUAAAGAAGUCCAAAAAGAUUCUGGGAUCUAAAGUUGUGAUGCGUCCCUAGUCUCUGUCUGUUGCUUUGGAUAAAAGCAUCUGCUAAAUGACUUAA